Messenger RNA from Penicillium chermesinum, 1083 nucleotides. RefSeq names its product AMP-activated serine/threonine-protein kinase regulatory subunit SNF4 (gene snf4). The transcript is spliced from 6 exons. Bases 1 to 1083 code for a protein of 360 amino acids. Lineage: Eukaryota; Fungi; Ascomycota; Eurotiomycetes; Eurotiales; Aspergillaceae. The record is from RefSeq and is a predicted model, not a curated record.
AUGACGAAGGCGGAAGACGCUCAACCUCACCUCACCGAGCAUUCUGUUCCUCUCGGUCACGCGCCUUUUGUGCAGCCAUCCUCGUACCUUCGCCCUCCAAUGGCCUCCGCAGAGAGACCAAUCGAUCGAGAAGAGCGACAAGGCCUGCGUGCCAUUCGCAAUUUUCUCAAGGUCCGAAAUUCCUACGAUGUUCUUCCUCUCAGUUUCCGCCUCAUCAUAUUCGAUACCUCGUUAUCAGUCAAGGAGAGCUUGAAUAUCCUCAUCCAGAAUGGCAAUACAGGUAUCGUUUCAGCUCCGCUGUGGGACUCAAAGGCGUCUAGGUUCGCGGGUCUCCUGACUACCUCCGACUACAUCAAUGUUAUUCAAUACUACUUCCAAAACCCCGCCGCGCUGGAUCAAAUUGAUCAAUUCCGGCUUGACAGCCUGCGUGACGUUGAAAAGGCAUUGGGCGUCGCGCCUCCUGAAACUGUCUCCAUCGACCCUGAACGACCACUCUAUGAAGCAUGCCGGCGUAUGCUCCAGUCUCGUGCGCGCCGUAUUCCCCUCGUUACAAACGACAGCCAGACCGACAGAUCACAUGUCCUCAGCGUUAUCACCCAGUACCGUAUUUUGAAGUUCGUCGCCGUUAACGUUCCAGAUACACAGAUGUUGCGUCGUCCAUUGGGGGAGCUCCUGAUCGGCACAUAUGAGAAUAUUGCUACAGCCUCAAUGGAUACACCUGUCAUUGAUGUUAUUCAUAUCCUGGUGGAGCGCAGUAUCUCCAGUGUGCCGAUUCUGAACUCGGAAGGCGUCGUCUACAAUGUCUUCGAAUCCGUGGACGUAAUUGCUCUGAUCAAAGGAGGCGUGUAUGACGAGUUAGGUAACACAGUAGGAGAAGUCUUGAAAAAGCGAUCUCCGGAAUUCCCGGGUAUCUACACCUGUUCGCUAGAGGACGGACUCGACACCAUUUUUGAUACCAUCCGCAAAUCUCGGGUCCAUCGUUUGGUGGUGGUGGACGAAGCAUUCAAGCUCAAGGGCGUUUUAACCCUGAGUGAUAUUCUCCACUACAUUCUCUUGGAGGGAGAGCCUGACGAAGCAUCAUAA